GUUUGUGUCUCAUUACUAUAGUCGUGAUCCUCAAGGAGUCAUUAAAGGACUUUGAUCGAAAGAGACACAGUUCACACACUUCAGCUGAAGCGAGGAAGAACGAGCAGUUCUCAACUUUAACUCUACACAACAUGGACUUUUUAUCUUCAAGUCUGUUGCUGAUAGCGCUGGUGUCGAGUGUUUCUUCUGUGGAUAAGCUCAACAUGUGUAUGGAUGGGAAACACCAGAUCUCUGAGCCGAGAGCCGAGGGAGAGCUGUAUCGCCAGUGUUCCCCAUGGAAGGACAACGCAUGUUGCACAGCAAACACCACAGAAGAAGCUCAUCAGGAUCAGUCGUAUCUUUACAACUUCAACUGGAAUCACUGCGGGAUCAUGAGCAACUCGUGCAAGAAGCACUUCAUCCAGGACACGUGUUUCUACGAGUGUUCACCACACCUGGGGCCCUGGAUUCAGACGGCGAGUGAGUCGUGGCGUAAGGAGCGUAUCCUGGACGUGCCGCUGUGUGUGGAGGAUUGUAACGACUGGUUCGACGACUGUAAGAACGAUUACACGUGUAAAGAGAACUGGCACAAGGGCUGGGACUGGAGCACAGGCACUAACCGCUGUCCGAAAGACUCUCAGUGCCGUCGCUGGACCGAGGUCUUCUCCAGCGCUCAGGAUAUGUGUGAGAAGAUCUGGUCCAACUCCUACAAGUUCACGACGCUCAGCAGAGACAGCGGCCGCUGCAUGCAGAUGUGGUUCGAGGGAACAAACCCUAACAAGAAAGUGGCCGAAUACUACCUGAGGGGUGAUGCGGAGACGGUCGCCAUGGCAACAGGCCUGCGCGCGUGUGUGUUUGCGCUUCUCGUGAUGAUGCUGCGCUGACAUCAU
This is a messenger RNA of Rhinichthys klamathensis goyatoka, 869 nucleotides long. RefSeq names its product folate receptor alpha-like. Gene Ontology annotation, cellular component: external side of plasma membrane. The record is from RefSeq and is a predicted model, not a curated record. Bases 132 to 863 code for a protein of 243 amino acids. Gene Ontology annotation, molecular function: signaling receptor activity. NCBI's taxonomy places the organism in Eukaryota, Metazoa, Chordata, Actinopteri, Cypriniformes, Leuciscidae. The transcript is spliced from 5 exons.